Molecule: messenger RNA, 2985 nt
Organism: Cydia pomonella (codling moth)
Lineage: Eukaryota; Metazoa; Arthropoda; Insecta; Lepidoptera; Tortricidae
Exons: 1
Coding region: 507-1847 (446 amino acids)
Source: RefSeq, a predicted model, not a curated record
GGAUGGAAAAUACUUGUUUGUCAAACAAAAUUAUACUUUAGGGAGUGAAGGGAUUUUUAUUGGAGGCAAAGCGUGUUACAUAUUAAAAACUGAUAACGGUUUAGUCUAUGUUGUGUACAUAAAGGCUUACUUUUAAGCGUAAAAAAAUAAAAGACACAUAAUUCAAGAGAUAAAAAACAGAACCCAUUUGGUUCGGAAACAUAAUAAUGGUUUCAAAAAUAAUUAGAAUCUAGUUUAAUUACUUCGAUAAGUCGUCAUUAACGUGUAAUAAUAUACAAUCAAAUAGAAAAACCAAACACAUUGCCCAAUCGAUAACAACACAACAUUUAUACAAAUUCAAGGUCCACGAUAUUAUUUACUAUCUGUGAAAUCACGUUACAAUACUUACAAGUACUUUUAUGUUAUUCCAAAUGAAUCAGCGAUUAUCUGUAAUAUGUACUACCACCACUAUAAAACUCGUGGAUGAAUGACUAUUCAUUUCAAAUUGCAACUGAGUUUAGAUCAUAAUGAACGCAUUAAUUGUUCUCAUUUUAAUUCAUGAAGCUAUCUCUACUGAUAACAGUCUUUAUCACCACACACACAAUUCAGGAAUAACCAAUGGCUACUCUUGCCUAGGAGAUUGCGUGAACAAUGGAUGCAUCUACGACUGGUGGGGCCACACAGAUACUUGCACUGUAAGCCAAGUUCCAUCUCCAGUCUUCAAAACGAUCAAAGGAACCAACUGCUACAGCAAUUGUGGAGGUUUCAACGCUGAGCCCUUCGCGUGGUGUGCUACCUUAGUAGACAAUUCUAUCAGUUGGGAUUACUGUACUAGAUAUGAAGCAAGAACUGCCACUAAGCGAACCCAGACGGAUAACUACUUGUACAUAUGUACUGAUGAUUGUAGCAAACGGGGAGAAACUUACAACUGGUGUCAUACCCAUAAUUCCUGGGAGAAAUGCGACCCAGAACAUGUGGUACUAGUUUUCAACUAUCCUACAGAAAAAUCCAAUGAUGAAUGCAUUUCAAGAUGCGUGUUGUACAAAGGUGAUUAUAAGUGUUACGACAAGAAUAAAGAGUGGAAAAAAUGCUAUUUAAAUCCAGAUAAAAGUCUAAUAUUGUUUGAGUUUGGUCAAAACAUUAACAGAGCUUUGCAGUACUUUGGAGUUUUGGAUGAAUCUGGAUAUGAACAAUGUUCUGAGUCGGAAUAUAGAAAGAAGCGGGCGAUAAAUUCACAAUGGCCUUAUAUAGAGAGUGUAAGAGAUUUGGUAGCAGAGUUUGAAUCCGGGUUUCCGACUAUGGUUCCUAAUGACGGGGGGCCAGUCCAGUCAUAUACAGUGCUACCGAUUCCUGUUCCUGGUCAAGAUGAUAUCAUAAUACCUUUGGCUAUACGAGCUGUGAUUACCAGGAAUCAUAUCCGGCCGCCUGGUACCCGAGGGAACAUUCCAUCUACCGUCACAAGGAAUAUCGCAAUGAUGAAUCCUUACACGUCACGGCUAGAUGGCAACAAUGACGAGCGAGCGCAUCUCUUGGCGGCUGUACUUGGUGGAGCCAUGGAGCCAUAUAACUUUAUUCCACAACCUAGGUCUUUCAAUCGUGGUCGUGGUUCUAGAUGGUAUUUUCUAGAAGGUCUCAUCGCUCGGUUUCUUAGAGAACCAGGCCGAGCUGGACGGUAUGUAGACUGGCAGAUGGCUCUUGCAUAUGACGUGUACUCAGCUCGUCCGAAUCGGCCAUUAUCAGUUUCUCUGAGCGUGAGGAUGUAUGAAGCGGACGGUACGCUAAACGUCACAUCAGGGGUAUAUGAAAACUUGUAUUUUUCUAAUAAUCCCUUGUGGACUUGUCGCGUCUUCUUUUCUGGAAGUGGAUAGAUCCUUUGUGUGUCCACUUAAGUGUGUAUGUACUUUUGUACACCUACUAUUUUUUUUAUAUUUUUAAAAUAAGAUACCUACUUAUAAUUGCAGAAAAAUACGCGUCACACGUUUAGGUAUAACAUGCCUUUUUAGGGUUCCGUACCCAAAGGGCCAAACGGGACCCUAUUACUGAGACUUCGCUGUCCGUCCGUCCGUCCGUCUGUCACCAGGCUGUAUCUCAUGAACCGUGAUAGCUAGACAGCUGAAAUUGUCACAGAUGAUGUAUUUCUGUUGCCGCUAUAACAACAAAUACUAAAAACAGAAUAAAAUAAAUAUUUAAGGGGGGCUCCCAUACAACAAACAUAAUUUUUAUGCCGUUUUUAUAAAUAAUGGUACGGAACCCUGCAUGCGCGAGUCCGACACGCACUUGGCCGGUUUUUUUUAAUACUACGCCGGUGGCAAACAAGCAUACGGCCCGCCUGAUGGUAAGCAGUCUCCGUAGCCUAUGUACGCCUGCAACUCGAGAGGAGUUACAUGCGCGUUGCCGACCCUAACCUAUUUUACUUUUUAACUAAAUAAUGGAACUGCCACUGACUAUGAAAUAUAUUGUUUAUUGUAUCUUACAAUGUUAUGUAUAAUUCUUACAAAAUAUUCUGUAAGUUAUGUGAAACUUGUGUUCAUGUUAGUACCCACUACAAUUUAUGGUAUUUGACGUGUUCUUGUCCAUAAGGGACCCUAGUCACAUCAUAGGAUAGUGCUUCAUUGGUGCUAGUCCCAUCAUAGGAUGAUCUCUUGUAACGCAUAAAGCGGUAGAAAUUGUUCAGGUGUCGGUGAAAUAUCAAAUAUACUCCAGAUUUUCACUGAAAUGUCUCAUGAUUGGAGCCGUUAAGAUAUGUUUACCAUUAAAAAUUAUCUAAUCUUACGAUUUAUAUGUACCAUUGCUUGUGUUGUGUAAUAAAGGGUAUAUACAUAUGUGAUUUAUGUGAAUGAAAACCGUUUUAAUCUAACGUAAUUGUUAUUUAUUUAUUUUGUUGGUGUUCCUGUCUUUGGUUGGCCGUGCUGGUGUUUAAUUAGGUAGGUACGAAAAAAUCCUUGUGAGAUGAUUUAUGUAGAUUUACACGCUUUCGAAAAAGAAAAUAUACCGAAUUUAAGCUUA